AUGUCUUGUACUACCGCAAAUCCUUGGAAUAUUUCCAUAAAUUUUCAGACAAGACGCAUCAACGAGUAUUCGUCCACUAUGAUGGGAUCCUUCAGUAUUGGAAAAGAAGUACCUUCAAUUUCCAAGAUUGACGCUUUCACUUACGACGAGAAAGCAAAUGGAGAAACAGUUAAGAAGCUUUCCAUCACCUACAAAAACAUAUGUCGACUGAUGAAUGAAGCAAAUAUUUUUCUUGAUCCUUUUUUUGGAGGCAGUGAUCUUCCGCGUCAGUGUCCUUUGAAACCCGGGAAGUACCACUUGACGAACGUCACCUACACCCUGAACGGCGAAUUCACGGGCGUCGUCCCCGUGGGCAUGCAUCGCGCAGAACUCCACGGCUUCUCCGACUCCUCGAAGGCGUUCUGCCUGCGCCUGGUGGUCGAGCUGUCCACUUCCAACAAGCGCGCGCGCUCUUAG
Molecule: messenger RNA, 456 nt
Organism: Gryllus bimaculatus (two-spotted cricket)
Lineage: Eukaryota; Metazoa; Arthropoda; Insecta; Orthoptera; Gryllidae
Source: the annotation of a GenBank genome assembly